Octopus bimaculoides (California two-spot octopus) is the source of this 3422-nucleotide messenger RNA. RefSeq lists its product as uncharacterized. Lineage: Eukaryota; Metazoa; Mollusca; Cephalopoda; Octopoda; Octopodidae. Gene Ontology annotation, biological process: regulation of transcription by RNA polymerase II. The record is from RefSeq and is a predicted model, not a curated record. Gene Ontology annotation, molecular function: DNA-binding transcription factor activity, RNA polymerase II-specific; RNA polymerase II cis-regulatory region sequence-specific DNA binding.
UGCAAAACACAAGUUCUAAUCCAUUCUUCACGUGCUACACGCUUAUGUAUGUUUCGCAGGUUUCUUGAUGUGAGAUCAUGCUUUGAAACACAUAGUUAUAUUUAGGGACGGUCAUAUUGCCUAUAAACAAUGCACAAUUUAUUUGAUUUUCACCUUAGCUUUAUUAUUAGCUGUUUGCCAGUUAGUGUGCGCGCACGGCUUUUCAUCUUGCUCGUGAACGUGAAAGACAAUGGCGGCAUCACCAGCACAUGAAAAACUAAAGAAAAAAAAAUGCCAUAACAGAUAAAACGGCUGAUUUUUCAUUUGACACCUUGGAUACCAUCACCGAAAGUUUGUCUUGAUUUGGUCUAGUUCUGCUGAGAUAUAUGUAUUUAGUAACAUCAAAUAAUAUUCAACUGAUAGCGUUUAACACAAGCAUGUAAGGGUUUAGUAGUAAUAGACAAGACAGAACAACAGCCUUUAAUUAAACAAUAUAUUCUUGGGACCCACAUUAUAUGAGAUGUGUGGAGGUAUGCGUAGGUGGUAAGAAAUAAUGUAAUGUGAAGUAAUAUAACGAAACCCCAAAUUAUGUUUAAGUAAUUAUAUAGAAGUGCAACACAACGAUUCUGGCAAAAGAUAUUUCUUCGUCCUGCCUUUUAUCUACAGGAUAAUAAUUCCAGGAUGAAGUGUUGUGUCAAAUGUAACAGAUUCAACACUUCAGUCUGGAAUUAUCCUGAAGGUAAAAGGCUGGACGAGGAUAUAUCUUUUGCCAGAGCCGUUGCACUUACAAAUUAAUCGACAGUAACUCUGUAGAGAAUAAUCUCCCUUGUUUCUCUCUCUCUAGUCUUGAUAUGAAUUUUCAAAUCUGUGUUUUCUUUCUGUUUCGCUCUCUGCCUAAUUCUCUUUAACUAAAGAGUUAUCCAUUAUAGUUUUGCUUCCCAAACCUCAGAAGUUAAUAACGAUUCUUUUGUCCAUAUUCUCUGAAUCACUUAUUAAACAGAUUUAAACACUAACCAACACAAAUCAACCAAAUUAUUCAAGCAGUGCAAGUAAUAUCUAUUUGCAAUAUCAAAUGGCAUUGGAUUAAAAGGAUUUUUUACAUCAGCUACAUCGUCAUCAAUGUUUAUCAUCUUUUAGAGACUAAUAGAAGGUGUUAUACAAAAUAGGUAUAACUCAAUUUAUAUGUCUGUUGUAGAAUAACUGUGAAAUAUUUCCUCUGAGUGAGAUUGUUAAUAACAUUUCUCUACUUCACUAUUUGGAAUUUGUACCAAAUGUGUUUACUUUCUAACUAGACUUGGAGAAAUUUUAUAAAGAAGCUUGCAACAUCUUCAGAUAUGGACAAAGAUCACAACUGAUGGAAAUAUAGAUGUAAAACUAUUUGUAAGUACAAAAAACAAGAAAAUGAGCCAUAUCUUGUGGAGGCAAUAAAAUUAUGGAAAACUAAUUUUGAAAGAAACUUAAGGAAUAAACAUUUUUAUUCAAGACCUGCAAAGAACAUGGGAAAAUCAUAUCUCUGUAAUAUCUGUGGUUUAUCAUUCUGUAAAAAUAGUUACUUAACUACUCACAAACGUAUUCAUACAGGAGAAAAGCCGUAUUACUGUGAUAUUUGUGGUAAAUCAUUCUCUCAGUCGGGCAGCUUGACUAAACAUAAGCACAUUCAUGCAAAAGAGAAAGCAUAUCACUGUGAUAUUUGUGGUAAGUCCUUCACUGAAGGAAAUUCCUUAACUACACACAAGCGUAUUCAUACAGGUGAGAAACCCUAUCACUGUAAUAUCUGUGGUAAAUCAUUCUCUAGGAAUGAUUAUUUAACUAACCACACACGUAUUCAUACAGGGGAGAAACCAUAUCGCUGUGAUAUCUGUGGCAAAUCUUUCCCACAAACGUGUCGUUUAUCUACCCACAAGCGUAUUCAUACAGGAGAGAAACCAUAUCACUGUGAUAUCUGUGGCAAAUCAUUCCCACAAACAUGUGGUUUAUCUACCCAUAAACGUAUUCAUACAGGAGAGAAACCAUAUCAUUGUGAUAUCUGUGGUAAAUCAUUCUCUGUAAAUAGUACCUUAACUAAACACAUACGUAUACAUACAGGGGAGAAACCAUAUUGCUGUGAUAUCUGUGAUAAAUCUUUUUCUGAUUACAGUAGCUUAACUGCACAUAGACGCAUUCAUACUGGAGAGAAACCAUAUAAUUGUGAUAUUUGUGGUAAAUCAUUCUCUAGAAAUUAUCACUUAAUUACUCACAAACGCACUCAUACAGGAGCUAAGCCAUAUCAUUGUGAUAUCUGUGGUAAAUCAUUUUCACAAAAUGAGCACUUAAUUUCUCACAAACGUAUUCAUACUGGUGAGAAACCAUAUCAUUGUGAUGUCUGUGGCAAAUCAUUCUCUGGAAGUAAUAAUUUCGCUAACCACAAACGUAUUCAUACAGGACUGAAGCCUUAUCAAUGUAAUAUCUGUGAAAAGUCAUUCUCUGUAAGAAGUAACCUAAUUACUCACAAACGAAUUCAUACUGGAGAGAAACCCUACCACUGUGAUAUCUGUGGUAAAUCAUUCUCUAGAAAAUAUCACUUAACUACUCACGAACGCAUUCACACAGGAGAGAAACCAUAUCACUGCGAUAUCUGUGGCAAGUCAUUCCAUGCAGGAAGUAACUUAACUACUCACAAACGCAUUCACACAGGAGAGAAACCAUAUCAGUGUGAUAUUUGUGGUAAAUCUUUCUCUCAGAGUAGUGAAUCAAAUACUCACAAACGUAUUCAUACAGGAGCAAAACCAUAUCAGUGUGAUAUCUGUGGUAAGUCAUUCUCUCGAAAUGAUCAGUUGGCUGCACACAGACAUAUUCAUAGAGGAGAAAAACCAUAUCACUGCUACAUCUGUAGUAAAUCAUUCUCUCGCAAAAGUCUCUUAUCUACACAUGAAUGUAUUCAUGCAGGAGAAUAAUUGUCAGUGUUAGAAGUCAUUCUAUGAAAAAAUAUCUACUAAAGAUAUUCACACUGGUAGAAUAUAACAAUAUGAUAUUAACCUGCUAACACUAUAUUUUACAUAGCUUCAACUAUAUCUACAUUGGUGAGAUAGUUUACCAUUGUGAUAGUUUAAAUUAAAACACACAAUACUCAUGUUCCCUGAAGUUUGUCAAUACAACCCCCAAUGUGCCUAUGUACCCUUUCCUCUUUGUCCUUUUUUUUUUGUUUUUUACUUUUUCGAGUUGUGCAUUUGAGCCCUGUAUAGAAGAAGCUAAUUAUAAUUUUUUCAUUUUUAUUAUUAUUUCAUUUUUUUUUUGUAUUCCCUCUAACAUUUUCUGAAAAGUAAAAGAUACUAUCGAUUCCUUUAAAGUUGUGGGUAAAUAGUUGAGUAAUGCAUUCUCAUAAAUCAGGGAAAACAUCAAUGUAUAAUGUAAGAAAUAAAAUGCAUAAACCAUAAAAAAAUAUUUCAUUGGACUGCAUUUGGGUA